UAUCCCAUAUACACCUACUUGGGCACUUGGAACUUUCUGUACUGUACUUGAGAUCAUCAUGGCUUCCAAGGUUGCAUCAACUGCCCUUCUCCUUAUGCUCAACAUUCUUUUCUUCUCUUUGGUCUCCUCUACCCAUUGCCCACCACCACCAAAACCAGAGCCUGCUUGCCCACCACCACCAAAACCAGAGCCUGCUUGCCCACCACCACCACCACCACCAAAACCAGCUUGCCCACCACCACCACCACCAAAACCGGAGCCUGCUUGCCCACCACCACCACCACCACCACCAAAGGCUACUUGCAGAACUUGCCAACCAUCACCACCAGCUGCACCUGGUACUGGUGGUACUGGAAGUUGCCCUAUGGACACCCUAAAGUUGGGUGUUUGUGCCAACGUGCUGCAGAGCUUGCUCAACAUAAAUCUGGGAACCCCAACCUCAUCAUCUUGCUGCAGUCUCAUCCAGAAUCUGGUUGAUCUUGAUGCCGCUGUUUGCCUUUGCACUGCCAUCAAAGCCAAUGUCUUGGGCAUUAGCCUCAACAUCCCUAUCUCCUUGAGCUUGCUCUUGAAUUAUUGUGGAAAGAAUGUCCCAUCUGGCUACCAGUGCUCUUAGGCCUGUGUGCCACCUUAUGAUGCCCAUAUGCUCUUGCUUUCUUUCUCCCCCCCACCCCUCUCUUUUUCGGCCAUUCUAUUCUUCUCUUCCUGUGUUAGGUAUUUGAAGUGGUUAUGAUAUGAUUUGAGGACUUCUUGUUCCUCAUUUAAUGGUGUUGUAUGUUCUUCUAGGUUCCGUUUGAUAAUGUUUAUGUCGUUUCCGUUUCAAGAAA
Molecule: messenger RNA, 824 nt
Organism: Macadamia integrifolia
Lineage: Eukaryota; Viridiplantae; Streptophyta; Magnoliopsida; Proteales; Proteaceae
Product: pEARLI1-like lipid transfer protein 1
Exons: 1
Coding region: 59-613 (184 amino acids)
Source: RefSeq, a predicted model, not a curated record